CGUUAGUCGCUUGUGAAUGUUUAAGUGUCUAACACAAAAUUUGAAUGUAAUGAAAAAUUAACAUAUAAUUACUUGUUGAGUAAUGAUGUGCCUACAUAAAGAUUAAAUUAUUCACCAAUAUCAUAGGUGGUAUAUAAAUUUCCAAAAAAUAUACAUACUUCUUAUAACGGUUAAUUUACCUACAGAUAAAAUUGAUUUGUUUAAACUUAUCAAUAAAAGUUUUACUUGAAUCUCAUUAUUACCCUUAUGACUGUUUUUGUAAUUAACCCCUUAGUUGCAUGCAAAAUACAUAAAACGGUAAAGAUUAAAACAAGUGACAGUCAUGGUGGCAUAUCAGAAAAAGUGCUGGCGGCAUAUCAUGAUCGUCCGGGCCGCGAUAACACUUACAUGUUAUUGCAUUAUUAAAAUCACAGAUCCAUAUAUAUUAACAAGUGCACAAGCAACAUCCGCUAGUGUUGCAUCGCGAACCCUAGCUGGAAAUGGAAAUGUACAUCAUCGAUUACCGCGCACCAGUGCCAGCCAACACAGUAGUGGAACUAGUGCACCUACAAGUUUCAAACUUGCUGCAAAAUCACUAAACACAACCAGACACGUCAACUUGCGCCUAAGAAUACUGGUAGAAAAAACAUCGUAAAUGUCACUAUUUCGCCAACGUUUCAACUACUUUUCCCAGCGAUUUAGAUCCUAAAAUGGUAAAAAUGAACAUGUUGCAUAGUGAGUUAUUUUUAAAUAAACUCAUAGUAAAUUC
Messenger RNA from Drosophila subpulchrella, 748 nucleotides. RefSeq lists its product as uncharacterized. The coding region runs from base 323 to 634 and encodes 103 amino acids. The transcript has 2 exons. The record is from RefSeq and is a predicted model, not a curated record. Lineage: Eukaryota; Metazoa; Arthropoda; Insecta; Diptera; Drosophilidae.